UCAAAAGCAAGCGUUGUUUUCACUGCUUUGAGCUCUAUUUGAUCGUCUAACAAUAAUUAUGCGGAUCAUAAACUUUCGUAUCAUAAUAAUAUUGUGCGCGCUCCUCACAUUCUUGUUGAUUUAUUUGACAACCCUGCCUCGAGAACCACUUCCAGCGACAAUAGAAGAGAAAGUUGUGAAUCAUACUAAACGGCUGGCCAACUACAGCCAGAGCCAACGGUCGAUGGUCAAGGACACAUAUCAGACGAUAACGGUGGUAAAACAACGUACGGAUCCGUUGUGGCAGCGCAUCUUGCAGGAAUCACCUCUUUUGCUCGGUUCCAGCUAUAGUAAAGGACGGACUGGUGUUCAAUAUGUGCUAGGCGUGCCCACUGUACGCCGAGUGGGUCAGAAUUAUUUGUUGGAGACAGUGGCUCAUCUGAUAGAGAAAUUGAGCGACUAUCAGCGCAACAAUUGCCUCAUUGUGAUCUAUAUAGGCGAGACGGACAGUCAAAUUGUGGAAUCUAAAUGGAAAGAGAUAAGUGACUCAUUUGGCUACCAUUUGGAUGAUGGCCUAAUUGAUGUCAUAUCACCACCAGUUAAUUACUAUCCAGACUUUGAAUCGCUCUACAUAACGCUGCACGAUGAUCCCAAUCGCGUGCGUUGGCGCACAAAGCAGGUCAUGGACUAUAUGUACCUGAUGACAUAUGCGAGCAGUCGUGGUAGCUACUAUCUACAACUGGAGGAUGAUAUUGAACCGACUGUCGGAUAUUUGGAUUAUAUUAUCCAGCUAGAGGCAUUGCAUACACACUUUCGUCUAGACCAUCAUCGUGGCUGGAUUGUUUUAAGUUUCUCGGAGCUGGGUUUUAUUGGCAAGCUUUUCCACGUGGAUGAGAUCAAACCGUUUUUAGCCCAUGUGCAGAAUUUUUACAAUGAUCAACCCAUUGACUGGCUGUUGUAUUCCUAUGUGAAGUUACGAACCUGCCCGUGGGACAGCUUUAAUACUGCGGACUGCGAGCGCGACUUUUUCAUGAACUAUAUACGCGCCACCCAGUCUCAAUUUCAGCACAUUGGCGUAGAGUCCUCUCUGCGUUCCAAGGAGCAAAAGCUUCGUGACGAGAGAUACGAACGGAAUUCGGGGCAGCAACCUAUGGCUCAUCUGCGUCGGCCGCUAAACUUGGUAACCUCUCACACGCACACAUUUCUGCAGGAUAGAAGACAUUUUAAACCUGGCGAGACCUUCAUGUGGAGCUACGUGCCGCAGGUCUCCUUGUUAAUGCGUUACCUGCUAAGUCAUCUAAAUGAUUUCAGUCAGAUUAAAAUUGGUAGUGGUUGUCGUCGGGAAAAUGAUAGCUUUAGUGAACUGACUGUUAAUUUAUACAAAAAGGUGCCCAAGGUGGAUGAAUCAAAAAAGCGACGUUUUGGUUUCCUUCUAAGUUACAGCCAUCAGACUGAAGUAGGGCAUCCACAUAUAUUGUACUUUUAUAUGACAGAAAACGCAAUGGAGAGUAAUGAAAGCAAUUGGAUUGGACGCUUUAAUUGGACCAAUAAAGGAACUUCUUUGCAUAUAGAUCUAUGUGUGAAAAUUUGGUUUUUACUGUGGUGUCUGUCAUGAUUUAAACAUGAUUAUUUACACAUAAUUAAUAUCUCGACGGCAACUAUUCUCAAUUGUAGUGAAGUGCAGGGUCUAUAAUUCUAUCCGGCUAUCGCGUCCCUUAACCAGCUUUUCUAUUAGAAAUCCGAGAGUUUAAGCGUCAACCUUAAGACGUGAGUAGUAUUAAAAGAUCCUUUACGAAACUUGUGUGUUUCUGUAAAAAUAAUUGUUAAAAAUUAAAUACUGCAUAAAGUUUGUUCUCUUUUGCAGCCAGUCUCUAAAAAUUGCCUUGUCCCUAGA
This is a messenger RNA of Drosophila virilis, 1873 nucleotides long. RefSeq names its product alpha-1,3-mannosyl-glycoprotein 4-beta-N-acetylglucosaminyltransferase b (gene Mgat4b). Lineage: Eukaryota; Metazoa; Arthropoda; Insecta; Diptera; Drosophilidae. Gene Ontology annotation, biological process: protein N-linked glycosylation. The record is from RefSeq and is a predicted model, not a curated record. Gene Ontology annotation, molecular function: acetylglucosaminyltransferase activity.